Molecule: messenger RNA, 927 nt
Organism: Cyprinodon variegatus (sheepshead minnow)
Lineage: Eukaryota; Metazoa; Chordata; Actinopteri; Cyprinodontiformes; Cyprinodontidae
Product: SWI/SNF-related matrix-associated actin-dependent regulator of chromatin subfamily E member 1-related-like
Exons: 7
Coding region: 1-663 (220 amino acids)
Biological process (GO): regulation of gene expression
Cellular component (GO): nucleus
Source: RefSeq, a predicted model, not a curated record
AUGACCAACGGUGUAAAAAGCAGUGAUCAUCUGUGGAAUGGUCCGCUGUAUGUGGACACUCGCUAUCUUGAUGAGGCGGAGCGAGAGAAGGUGCAAUAUGCCCAAGAACUAAAGGAGUAUCAACAGACUGAGGCGUACCACAUCACCAGUGCCAAGAUACAUGACAAGAAGAUUAAAAAGGAAGACAGUCUGCCGGUUGUUGUCAGUACAAGUUCAGGAUUGUCUUUAAUGAAGGCUCCUGAGCUCUCAACCAGAUUUGACAUUCCUAUUUUCACCGAAGAGUUCCUCGAUCAGAAUAAAGCUCGAGAGGCCGAGUUGCGCCGACUUCGGAAGGCAAACAUUGAGUUUGAAGAGCAGAACGCUAUGCUGCAGCGCCACAUCAAUGACAUGAACAGCGCUAAAGAACGUCUGGAGGCUGAAUUGGGGCAGGAUGAAAAGCGUACCCAGGCUCUUCACUCACACCUGCUGGCCAUUAAACACACGCUGGUCAGCAGCCUGUCCACAGUCCCUCUGCCAGGUACAGGGGAGACAGCAUCUCUUGGUAAUCUUGACUCAUACCUGAGUCGACUCAGUGGGGUCCUGGAGGGAAAUCCUCAGAAACACCGCGCUCUCCUCAGCCAACUUCAUGAGGUCUUUUCUCAUCUGGACAGCGAGAAAUUAUGAGGAGUGUCGGAUGGCCAUGCAGCUGUGCCUCAUCUGGACAAACGACUGUUCGAAUCAACAGAAAAUUUGGGUGUGAUCACAUCUGCAAAGGAACUUGUUCAAAUUCUUAUGAAAAACACAUAUGGUCCAUGUCAACUUGUCUGUUGUUUAUAGAUACAUGUAUUCUGUAUGACAUGUGCUUCUGAACAUGUUUAAUCUGAAUGUGAAUCAGAGGAAGCAUGUAGGUAUUUUGACCAAGUCUAUUCUUUUUUUGUACCACACUAA